AUGAAGGACCACAGUGUGAAGGUGGCGAGUCACUACAACCGUCUACAGGAAGUGGGUCUGGCUGUUCGCAGCCGCAGCAGAAUCUUCUUCAUGAGGAACUUCAACAACUGGCUGAAGAGCGUCCUGAUCGGUGAGAUCCUGGAGCAGGUGCGAGGGGCUGGGCAUCAGCAGGUGUCUGUGCUGGACCUCGGCUGUGGGAAGGGAGGAGACCUGCUGAAGUGGAGGAGAGGUGGAAUCAACCACCUGGUCUGUGCAGAUAUCGCAGGAGUGUCGGUGGAACAAUGUAAGAGUCGUUAUGAGGAGAUGAAGAGGCGGAGUCACGCUCACGAGAAAAUCUUCAAAGCUCAGUUCAUCACCGCCGACUGCUCCAAGGAGCUGCUGGCGGAGAAGCUCGACGACCCCGAGCUGCAGUUCGACGUCUGCUCGUGUCAGUUCGUGUUUCACUACUCGUUCGAGAGCGAAGUCAAAGCCGACACGAUGCUGAGAAACGCCUGCGAGCGUCUGAAGCCCGGAGGGUUCUUCAUCGGGACGACGCCCGACGCCUUCGAGCUCGUUAAACGUUUGGAGGCGUCCGACUCUCUGUCAUUUGGUAACGAGGUCUUUAAGGUCUUGUUCCAGUCCAAAGGUUCGUAUCCUCUGUUCGGAUGUCAGUAUCACUUCAGUCUGGAGGACGUGGUCGACGUCCCGGAGUUCCUCGUCUACUUUCCUCUUCUGGAACAUUUGGCCAAACGCUACAACAUGCGACUGGUGAUGAAGCAGCGAUUCUGUGAGUUCUCUGAGGAGAAGCUGAAGAAGGAGACUCACCGCAGCCUCAUGCUGAAGAUGACGGCUCUGGAGCCGUUCCCCUGUGAGGACGGCGGCCGACAGGACGAGUUCAGUCACGCCGAAGAGCACUGCAGCAGAGCCGGAGUCAAACUACCGGUGGGAACUCUGAGCAGAUCUGAGUGGGAAGCAACAAGCAUCUACCUGGUGUUUGUCUUCCAGAAGAUGUCCUGA
Messenger RNA from Scophthalmus maximus (turbot), 996 nucleotides. It is a transcript of the gene rnmt, whose product is annotated as RNA (guanine-7-) methyltransferase. Gene Ontology annotation, biological process: 7-methylguanosine mRNA capping. Bases 1 to 996 code for a protein of 331 amino acids. NCBI's taxonomy places the organism in Eukaryota, Metazoa, Chordata, Actinopteri, Pleuronectiformes, Scophthalmidae. Gene Ontology annotation, molecular function: mRNA 5'-cap (guanine-N7-)-methyltransferase activity. Gene Ontology annotation, cellular component: nucleus. The transcript is spliced from 9 exons. The record is from RefSeq and is a predicted model, not a curated record.